Messenger RNA from Phytophthora infestans T30-4, 876 nucleotides. RefSeq lists its product as uncharacterized. The transcript has 2 exons. Lineage: Eukaryota; Oomycota; Peronosporomycetes; Peronosporales; Peronosporaceae. The coding region runs from base 1 to 876 and encodes 291 amino acids. The record is from RefSeq and is a predicted model, not a curated record.
AUGACAAGUCGCUACAAACCGGAGCUCAUGAGGUUCAUGGCCUUCACGAACGGCGUGGCGUACAGCAGCGACUACGUCUUCACUAUGAGCGAGCUCCUUAACAUCACACCAGAGCACGUCUGUCGCUGGAUGAACCAGCAGGCUUACGGCGACCCAGAGCCAGAUGAAUCCAUGAAACCUAUUCACCGCCGCUCAAGCACGCUUGAGUUUGCUAAGAAAGCUAUAUCAUCUUUUAUGACGCGAAUAAAUACAACAUGGGAUCCUGUGAACAAACGCGGCAACCCAACACGCUCGGACGCUGUGAACAAGCUGAUCAAGAAGGUGAAAAAAUUUGAGGUACGUCGCGAGGGGGCAGAAUCCAAAGCUCGCCGAGCUGUGGAGUUUGCUGAGUUCUUGAACUUACUGCUUUUAGUUCGGGCUCGAUGGAAAUCGGAUGACUCAUCAUACUUGGUUAGCAGUGUGCUAAAACUGCAGUGGCAUAUUUGCGCCCGGAUUGACGACAUGAUGAAGUUGCAAUUCGCAAACCUCUCACCUAACACACAAUACCCUUCCACACUACUUUUGCAGAUGCGGUGGUCAAAAAAUAUUCACGAAGAGCGAGAUGCUCCAGAGCAGAUCAUUAUUGAUAGCCUGGAUCCCAAGAUGUGUGUACUUCUCAACCUCGCUGUCUUUAUAGAGUCUACGUCAAGUGUCAUGAGCUCUGAGUUUGUGUACGGCAAUCCUAAGGACGGUGAUCAUGUAGUUCGACGAUUCUUGACUAGCAUGGUGAAGAACGACUCAUUUAAGAAGCUCAAGACAGGAAAGCUGGGGACACACAGCCUUCGCAAAGGUGCUGCAACCAACGUUUACAGGUCCAGAGGGGCCGUGCUUUUAUAA